UUUGGAACAAUUCUUCGACUUCGAAAGGCAAUUAUUACUAACCAAGAUACAAGUAUAGAUAAUGUUCAUUCAUUCGUAAAUCAAGAUUUGACAGAUUUUUACGCUUCUUCUGUCAUCGGUCCUCUUCUUGGUGACGAAUAUAUUGGCAAAUCUAUAUUACUGAAAGUCCCUCAACCAUUUUUGAAGGAAUUGUCAAAAGCUAUCCUUCCUAUGCGUCCCGAAAAUCGAAUUCAUAAAGAUAUUGAUUUCAAUCAACCCUACGGUAUAUUAACAUAUGAUCAUACAAGAUUCGCAUCAGAUACAAAUCAUACACUAUCUAUUGAACUUAAG
Dentiscutata heterogama is the source of this 330-nucleotide messenger RNA. Lineage: Eukaryota; Fungi; Glomeromycota; Glomeromycetes; Diversisporales; Gigasporaceae. The record is from the annotation of a GenBank genome assembly.